AUGGCGGCUUCGCAAGCAGACGCUAAGGACCGUCAGUUCCUGGCUGUGAUAGGAGAUGAGGACUCCGUCACCGGACUCCUCCUCGCAGGCAUUGGCCACGUUACGGCUCCCCCAGACUCGCAAAAGAACUUCCUUGUGGUGGACAACAAGACGGAGAAUGCCACUAUCGAGGCGGCCUUUGAGCGCUUCACGACCGAGAGAAAGGACAUUGGCAUUAUUCUGAUUAACCAACAUAUCGCUGAUAGGAUACGGCACCGAAUCGACACCUACACCGCGGCCUUCCCCACCGUUCUCGAGAUCCCGAGCAAAGACCAUCCUUACGACCCCGAGAAGGACAGUGUGCUCCGCAGAGUCCGUCGUCUGUUUGGCGAAUAA
This is a messenger RNA of Sordaria macrospora k-hell, 375 nucleotides long. RefSeq lists its product as uncharacterized. Gene Ontology annotation, cellular component: fungal-type vacuole membrane; proton-transporting V-type ATPase, V1 domain. Gene Ontology annotation, molecular function: proton-transporting ATPase activity, rotational mechanism. The record is from RefSeq and is a predicted model, not a curated record. Gene Ontology annotation, biological process: proton transmembrane transport. NCBI's taxonomy places the organism in Eukaryota, Fungi, Ascomycota, Sordariomycetes, Sordariales, Sordariaceae.